This is a messenger RNA of Condylura cristata (star-nosed mole), 2428 nucleotides long. RefSeq names its product zinc finger protein 350-like. Gene Ontology annotation, molecular function: DNA-binding transcription repressor activity, RNA polymerase II-specific. The transcript has 5 exons. Gene Ontology annotation, biological process: negative regulation of transcription by RNA polymerase II. The coding region runs from base 583 to 2205 and encodes 540 amino acids. NCBI's taxonomy places the organism in Eukaryota, Metazoa, Chordata, Mammalia, Eulipotyphla, Talpidae. The record is from RefSeq and is a predicted model, not a curated record.
CGGGCUUGUCCUCUGUCCCCUCUGCACGUCCCUGUCAUUCUUCUGAUUAUUGAAAGGGCCCUAGAAAAAUAAUACCGUAGCCACGAUGUCACUGUUUGGGCCAGGUGAUGCCUGCCGAAGUUACAGGGGCUUGUGAAGAGGUGCAUGACGCGUGAGUGAAUCCAGGACCACAGGACGAUUCAGAUUCCAUCCUCAGUUAGAUGAUUUCUCCCUGGGAAGCGAGUGCAGAACGAUUGUCCAUGUGCAGGCUGUGUCCAUGGCCUGGCGAGACCCCUCACAUGACCCUGUGCCGUGACAGGACCUGCUGACCUUCGCCGACGUGGCUGUGAGCUUCACUGGGGAGGAGUGGCGGCUCCUGGCCCCCGCCCAGAAGGCCCUGUACCGGGAGGUGAUGCAGGAGACCUACAGCCACCUGGUGUCCCUGGGUCCUGGCUCCCGGGAGCAAGAGCAUCCAGGGAAGGAGGAAGAACCCCGGGCCUGGGGGUCAGCCUCUGAGCGAAGCCUGAGAGCUGGGGCGCAGGUGGAACGGACCCAGAGGACGCGCCGGGAGCAGCUGGCGUGGUGGGUCCCAGGCUGGACGUGAUGGAGGCGCAGGACCCGCUGACCUUCGCUGACGUGGCCGUGCGCUUCACCCGGGAGGAGUGGCGCCUCCUGGCCCCCGCCCAGAAGGCCCUGUACUGGGAGGUGAUGCAGGAGACCUACAGCCACCUGGUGUCCCUGGGUGUCCGAGCCCACCCACCAGAAUGGCUCUGCCAGUUGGGAGGAGGAGAACAUCCAUGGACGAUGGACAGCGAAAUGCACUGUGACUUCCUCUCAGGAACCUUAGAAACUGAAGCUUAUGCGCAGGCACCAUUACCAAAGGGGAGCGCGGAGAGCAGCCUGGGACUGGGCCGUGAGCACAGCGCGGGGGCAGGUACUGCACAGCCCAGCUCUGAUCACCCCGCUUCAGGGGAGCAUCUCGGCCUGCUCGGCUCACACAGGACAGGCGUGGGCUCAGGUUUCACCUCAGUUACUCAGAGCAGCAGUGGUAAUGUGAAGAGCGCCACUGAGCCCACAGGAGACGGGGACUCCUUCCUCCAUGCUCCCCAGGGACGGUGUCAGCCCCAAACGAAACUCCCUGAAAAUCAAAAACUUAUAUCUAAGUCACAAUUCGUCAAUCCUCAGAACACUCGAAAAACCAAGAAGCCUCUUGUGUGCAGGGAGUGUGGGAGAGCCUUCUUCAGAGAGUUCCUUUUCACCAUACACCAGAGGACACACACCGGGGAGAAGCCUUACGAGUGUACUGACUGCGGCAAAGCCUAUAUCCGAAAGUCUCUGCUCAGUGCCCAUCAGAAAACGCAUACAGGAGAGAAACGCUUUGAGUGCAGCGUUUGCUGGAAAACCUUCGUCUACAAGGGCAGCUACACGGUGCACAUGCGGUCGCACUCGGGAGCGAAGCCUUUCGUGUGUGGCGUUUGUGGGCGGGGCUUCCUCUACAAGGGUAGCUGCAGGGUGCACAUGUGGGGCCACACGGGGGAGAAGCCUUUCCUCUGCGGCUGCUGUGGGAAAGGCUUCAUGUCCAAGGGGAACUGUAAGGUGCACAUGCGGAUCCACGCAGGCAAGAGGCCGUUCAUGUGCAGUCAGUGUGGGAAGCGCUUCAUCACACGGCCAGACCUCAUCGCGCACCAGCAGAAUAACGGAGGCGAGAAGCCACACGUGUGCAGCGAAUGUGGAAAAACCUUCUGCGUGAAAAACGACUUCGUCAGCCAUCAAGUCAGUCACAAAAGCAAGAGACCCUACACCUGCAGUGAAUGUGGGAAAACUUUUGUCCUCAUGUCUUGGCUCCUGAAGCAUAAGAGAGUGCACAGCAGAGAGAAAGGCGGGCACCCUGGCAAGCUGGGCAGCCCUCCCGCGGCACAGCAUGGCCCAGCGCAGGCCCGCGGCGCCCUGGCAAAGAACACCCUCGUCAACGCCGUCACUGUGCCCGUGUCCUCUGUCAUCCCCGUGACCGUGCCUGUGUCUUCUGUGGCCCCCGGGCCUUCAUUUCACAUCCCGGGGCUCCUGGCAGACAGGGGUGUGGUCCUCGUGGGCCAGCCUGUGGCCAGAGUGGCCCCCUCAGGACUCCACAGUGGCUUGGCACAGGGCGGGAGCCUUAAGAGCGCGGUGAACGUAGUCGUGCCUUCCGCAGUCAACUACGUCUUACUUUAUGUUCCCGGAAGCCAGUAGAUGGGCAGAGGUCUGCUGAGAUCUGUGGAUACGUGCUCACCCAGCUUCCUCGCUCAUGUUCAUCCAGGAAGUGUCACCUCGGAGGGACGUGUGCAGGCGCCAUCCGGCAGAGUCGGUUCUCUCUUUUGAAUUGUGUGUUGGUGCCCAGAUUACUUUGCUGUUAACGCAGAUGUGCAUCAUUCGCUCCACUGUACCAGUCAAAUGAAUAAAGGGUCUGGGCUUU